CUGGCCGCGAAGGGAGACCCUCUGAGGGGACGCCUCAGCCCGCCCGGGGCGCGCUCGGCCCUCGCAGGCCCCCGGGCGGCGGCGCAGCGCCAUGGCCCCGCCGGGCGGCCGGGCAAGAGGGACGGUCUCUGCCGCCGCCGCCGCCGCCGCCACUGCCGCCGCGCCCGGGCCGGCUCCGUCCGCCUUGCGGGCCUGGCCGUGAGGGCGGCGGGCGCAGCGGGAUGGUUGGCCGCCUGGGCGGCGAUGUCGUCUCGGGCGGCCGCCCCUGAGGGCCCGGCGGCGGCCCCGCGCUUCUUCGUCGGCUCCCGGGAUGGCGGGGCGGACUGCCCGGGACUGGCCGCGCUGAGCAUGGACGAGAUCGACUUCUUCGAGGACGACGAGGAGGCCGAGUCGCCUCCGGAGCGGCAGAUCGUGGUGGGCAUCUGCGCCAUGACCAAGAAGUCCAAGUCGAAGCCCAUGACGCAGAUCCUGGAGCGGCUCUGCAAGUUCGAGUACAUCACGGUGCAGAUCCUGGGCGAGGACGUCAUCCUCAACGAGCCCGUCGAGAACUGGCCGCCCUGCGACUGCCUCAUCUCCUUCCACUCCAAAGGGUUUCCGCUCGACAAGGCCGUCGCUUACGCCAAGCUCCGCAACCCGUUCCUGAUUAACGACCUUGAUAUGCAGUACUACAUCCAGGACAGGCGGGAGGUGUACCGGAUCCUUCAGGAAGAGGGAAUAGACCUGCCCCGGUAUGCUGUGCUUAACCGGGACCCUGAUAAGCCGGAUGAGUGCAACCUUGUGGAGGGGGAGGACCACGUGGAAGUGAACGGGGCUGUCUUCCCGAAGCCCUUUGUGGAGAAACCUGUCAGUGCUGAAGACCACAAUGUCUACAUUUACUAUCCCACCUCAGCUGGAGGGGGCAGCCAGCGCCUUUUCCGCAAGAUUGGAAGCCGGAGCAGUGUUUACUCCCCAGAGAGCAGCGUGCGGAAAACAGGAUCAUACAUCUAUGAGGAAUUUAUGCCUACGGACGGUACAGACGUCAAGGUAUAUACAGUUGGCCCUGAUUAUGCCCAUGCCGAAGCACGGAAAUCACCUGCUCUGGAUGGAAAGGUUGAACGGGACAGUGAAGGGAAAGAGAUCCGCUACCCAGUUAUGCUUUCAGCCAUGGAGAAGCUGGUGGCCAGAAAAGUGUGCGUGGCCUUCAAGCAGACCGUGUGUGGUUUUGACCUUCUGCGGGCCAACGGCCACUCCUUUGUUUGCGAUGUCAACGGCUUCAGUUUUGUGAAGAACUCCAUGAAAUACUACGACGACUGCGCCAAGAUCCUUGGGAACAUCAUCAUGCGUGAGCUGGCUCCCCAGUUCCAGAUCCCCUGGUCCAUCCCUACAGAGGCAGAGGACAUCCCCAUUGUGCCAACCACAUCAGGGACUAUGAUGGAGUUGCGUUGUGUGAUAGCAGUGAUACGGCAUGGUGAUCGCACACCCAAACAGAAGAUGAAAAUGGAAGUGAAACAUUCCAGAUUCUUUGAAUUAUUUGAGAAAUACGAGGGUUACAAGACUGGGAAGCUGAAGUUGAAGAAGCCAGAACAGCUGCAGGAGGUGCUGGACAUCACCCGCCUGAUGGUGCUGGAGCAGGGAGCUCAUGGGGACUCGGAGGCUGAGGAGCAGAAAUCCAAACUGGAGCAGCUCAAAACUGUUCUGGAGAUGUAUGGCCACUUCUCUGGCAUUAACCGCAAAGUGCAGCUGACCUACCUUCCUUAUGGGCACCCCAAAGCUUCCAGUGAAGAUGAAGACGCCCGCAAGGCGGCCUCGCCCUCUCUCCUCCUGGUGCUGAAGUGGGGGGGUGAGCUUACCCCUGCCGGGAGAGUCCAAGCAGAAGAGCUGGGCCGGGCCUUUCGCUGCAUGUAUCCUGGAGGUCAAGGGGACUACGCUGGCUUUCCGGGGUGUGGCCUGCUUCGGCUGCACAGCACCUACCGCCAUGACCUCAAAAUCUACGCCUCUGAUGAGGGCAGAGUCCAGAUGACGGCAGCGGCGUUUGCAAAGGGCCUUCUUGCUCUGGAGGGGGAGUUGACCCCCAUCCUGGUUCAAAUGGUGAAGAGUGCCAACAUGAACGGCCUCCUGGACAGCGACAGUGACUCUCUGAGCAGCUGUCAACACAGGGUGAAGGCCCGCCUGCGAGAGAUCAUGCAGAAGGAUGCUAAGUUCAGCGAGGAGGACCACGAGAAGCUGGCACCAACUGGCAGCGUCUCGCUCGUCAAGUCUAUGGGAAUCAUCCAGAACCCCGUGGAGGUCUGCGACCAGGUCUUUGCUCUGAUUGAGAGUCUUACCUGCCAGAUCCAGAAACGGUUGGAGGACCCUAAGUUUGCAGAUUUGCAGCUUUACCACAGCGAGACGUUAGAGCUGAUGCUGCAGCGCUGGAGAAAGCUAGAACGGGAUUUCCGCCUGAAAAACAGGCGCUACGACAUCAGCAAGAUCCCUGACAUCUACGACUGUGUCAAGUAUGAUGUGCAGCACAACACCUCCCUCAAGCUGGAGGGCACUGCUGAACUUUUCCGGAUUUCCAAGGCUUUGGCUGAUGUCGUUAUUCCCCAGGAAUAUGGCAUCAGCAAGCAAGAGAAGCUGGAGAUUGCAGUUGGCUUCUGCCUGCCUCUCAUCAGGAAGAUUCAGCUGGACCUCCAGAGGACCCACGAGGAUGAGUCAGUCAACAAAUUACACCCCUUGUAUUCAAGAGGGGUUUUGUCUCCAGGGCGCCACGUCCGAACACGCUUGUAUUUCACCAGUGAAAGCCACGUCCACUCCUUGCUUAGCAUCUUCCGCUACGGGGGCCUCCUGGAUGAAUCCAAAGACCCCCAGUGGAAGAGGGCCAUGGACUACUUGAGUGCCAUUUCAGAGCUGAACUACAUGACUCAGAUCGUGGUCAUGCUCUAUGAGGACAACAAUAAGGACCCCUCUUCCGAGGAGAGGUUCCAUGUGGAGUUGCAUUUCAGCCCAGGGGUGAAGGGCUGCGAGGAGGAUGGCAGUGCCCCAGCCGGCUUCGGCUUCCGCCCUGCAUCAGCAGAGAAGGAAGCCAAGAAGCCUGAGCAGGGGAGCCAGGAAGAUUUGGCCAAGGCCCAGGGAACCGAUGAGACAGACCAAAGGCAGCAGGUCUCCCCUCAGCCCUCCGAGCCAGUCUGUGUUCAGCGACGGUCCCCGUUGAUCCGCAACCGCAAGACGGGUUCCAUGGAGGUGCUGUCAGAGUCCUCUUCCAAAACGGGAGGGUAUCGCCUCUUCUCCUACUCCAGACACUCCUCGGAAGUGAAGCAGAGCGGCUUAGGGUCUCAGUGCACGGGUCUCUUCAGCACCACGGUCCUCGGAGGCUCCUCCAGCGCCCCAAACCUCCAGGACUACGCUCGCAGCCACGGGAAAAAGUUUGCCUCUGGCUUUCUGUACAAAGAUGAUGAGCGGGAAGGCCAGUGCUUUGCCCACCUGGUGCGUCGCUUUUCCUCUGAUUUUGCCACAAGCCGAAACAUCUCUCUGGAUGCCCCCCUGGCCCACCAUCUCCACCAGUGCUUCUACCACCUGCGCCUCUUUCGGAAUUGGCUGGUCUCUGGCCAGGGCGAUCUGGAGAGCCUCGAUGGCUUUGAGGGCUGCUCCAUGGUGCCCAGCAUCUACCCCCUGGAGACUCUGCACAACUCGCUUUCCCUGCGCCAGGUGAACGAUUUCCUGACAGGCCUCUGCAGGAGUUGCUGCAGCAGCACCCACUCCGGAGCCCCCACAGCGCUGUUUGACUCCCUGGACAGCCAGGCUGCAGGCGACGCCUUCAUGCAGCAACAGAUUCUGUCAUCCUCAUCUUUGCCGCUGCAUCCCCGCUUGGACAGGCCACCUUGGUACAGCAGUGGGCCCUCGAGCACUGUCUCCAGCGCGGGACCUUCAUCCCCAACCCCUUCGGAAAGUUGCCCCCGCUUCAGCUUCACUGAAAAGCCUCCAUCCACCUGCCAAAUGGGCAAGGACCGGCUCAGUGGUCAGCCGCCUGCGACGGAGGACAGUUCGUGUGGUAGCCGGGCCUGGAGAGAUGCCCCAGCCAUGGGUCAGGAAGGGAUGGGGCAGCCUCUCCCAAGGCGCUGGGAGCAGACACUAGAGGAGGCCUUGCAACAGAUGGAAGCCCCAGGACAGGAGGCAGAGCUCUGGGAGACUCUGGGAGGGGAGGAGGGGGGGUGCGCGCACCCAGUGAUGCUGAGCCAAGAGGCAGAGUUGUCGCCAGCGAUGCUUGAUGUGUUGGAGGAGGACAGCGGAGGGGCCAGUGGACAAGGCAAACCAGGAGAAUCACCCGAGGAGACGCUGGCAGGAGGGCCUGAGCAGGGCACAGAAGGGCAGGCUUGUCGAGAAGCUCUGCAGAGCCCCUUUCUUCCACUUGGGGAAAGCAGUUAGCCCCGGACCUACUGCGGGCUGCACGGCAGCUUCCCCUAAGAGCCUUGCCUUGGCAACACAGUCUUUGGGACUGGGAGGGGUUUCCCUCUGACUGUGCUAUGCCCUGACAGCAUCAGUCUGCCCUAGCAGCAAGGCCAAAGCUUGCUAGGUAGAGCUGCCUCACUGGGCCCUGCCUGGUUCCAGUCUGCCAGCCAGAGAGCUCUUGGUCUCCAAAGCUCCCCCCGUUCGAUUGCUGCUAUUCGGCUGAGGAUGCUUGAAAUGAUCCUCAGGGUAGGACUUCUGGGAGACUCUUGGGGCCAGAGUGGCGGCCCUGAGGUCAGAGAGUGGAGAGUUUGUAGCUGAGCAGGUCUUCCUUGUAGGAGGUUGGAGGCCGUGUCCCAAGUUCCAACCUCACAGCAAUUGUGAGGAUACAAAGCCGCUUUGAGAAAGAGGCUUUUCAAAGGAACAUGUGGGUGAAAUGCCAAAUAAUGUACAGCGCAGAGCAAAUAUUUAAUAUAUUCUUCGUGUCAACAAGGGUGGGGUUGGGGGCCUACAUGUUCUUCAUCCCCCCGUCCUGGUACAUGAAAGGAUCGUCUGUGGUUCAAAUUAGUCUGUGUCUUUCUUCCACUUAGGAACUGUGAAAGUGUUUCCAAAGAGCCCUUCUGCUGCUAGAUGUGUUGUGUAGUAAAAUGCUGAGGCCCUCCCUCCUAGGGUUGCACCUCUGUCUUUGUGUCUGCUGUGCGUGGGCGUCAUUUCCCUGUCGUCAUUGGUUUUAAGCCCUUUCCGCCUUCUAGUCCGUCUUGUCAGAGUCUCAUGGGCAUAAGCACAUCUUAUUCCUGAAGGAUUCGGUAGAAGGAAAGCGAUUAGGGAAACCCCUGUAACUAUCAAUCUUGAUUAGUAAAUAGGCAGCAUUUUUAAUGACAGUCUCAAAAACACAGUCUCCAUAAAAAGAGUAUUUUACAUCAUCAUCCUACCGAUACUUUAUAAAGUGAUAUGUGCAAUACUAAUAUCUUUCUCGCAGGAAAAAAGAUGCCCUCCUUUUUGCUGAAAGAAAGAAGAUAUUAAAGAGUAUUAGUUUACACGUUUUCUGCACUUGAACACUUCAUUGAACUUACUUGCAGGGUUUCCG
Molecule: messenger RNA, 5491 nt
Organism: Eublepharis macularius
Lineage: Eukaryota; Metazoa; Chordata; Lepidosauria; Squamata; Eublepharidae
Gene: PPIP5K1
Product: diphosphoinositol pentakisphosphate kinase 1
Exons: 29
Coding region: 244-4383 (1379 amino acids)
Biological process (GO): inositol metabolic process; inositol phosphate biosynthetic process
Cellular component (GO): cytosol
Molecular function (GO): 5-diphosphoinositol pentakisphosphate 1-kinase activity; diphosphoinositol pentakisphosphate kinase activity; inositol hexakisphosphate kinase activity
Source: RefSeq, a predicted model, not a curated record